AUGUCGGUCAAUCCAUUAAAGCCAAUUCGUAUUUUAUUCACUCCACCUGGCCCCAACCCGUGGAAUGUGAACGCCUUUUUAGUGAACUGGAGUCUAUUGAGCGAGCGUGAGCGUUAUGCUGGACUUGGACUAAAGUAUGAGAUCGAGUCCUUCAGUUGGGCCCAAGUGAAGAAAAAGCCUUUCAUUGAUUUUAAUCCCAACGGUCGAGUGCCGGCGAUCGAAGACCCUAACACAGACCUAACUCUCUGGGAAUCAGGUGCGAUUUAUCAGUAUCCGAUCGAGCAUUACAACAUCAAUCAUCGUCUUUCCUACGAGACCCUAAAGGAGCGCCAUAUCAGCAACCAAUGGCUACACUUCCAGAUGAGCGGGCAGGGCCCUUAUUAUGGCCAAUGCGUCUGGUGCCGGCGCUCAUACCCAAAGAAGAUCAAGUCGGCGAUCGACCGAUAUGCCAACGAGAUCGAACGAGUCAUCGGCGUGCUGGAGAGUGUGCUGGCUGCUAAGCCCCCAGAUGCGCAGUGGCUCGUCGGCGACAACAUGACGUUUGCUGAUAUGGCCUUCGUGCCUUGGAACGUUCACUUGAGUGAGGUCCUGCAGAAGUCCUGGGAUGAGGACUGUAGUGGAAUAGUGUCCUCAAAGGCAUCAAGUUAUUUCGCAGACUACGAGAAUCAGACUGCUGCCGAUAAGUCAGACUCGACGAAGAAACCGUGA
Truncatella angustata is the source of this 708-nucleotide messenger RNA. Its product is annotated as glutathione S-transferase. NCBI's taxonomy places the organism in Eukaryota, Fungi, Ascomycota, Sordariomycetes, Amphisphaeriales, Sporocadaceae. The coding region runs from base 1 to 708 and encodes 235 amino acids. The transcript is spliced from 4 exons. The record is from RefSeq and is a predicted model, not a curated record.